UCAAUCGUUCAACGUUGCAACCUUGCAGGACAGCGUGAGGUAACCACGGGAUUCCUCGUCAUGGUCAACUACAUGCAGCUGACCUGCAAGGUGAAUGCGCUGAAGCGUGGAGGAAAUCACAAGAGCUACAAUGAGGUCUGGAGGCUAUACAUCAGGGACCAUAUGCCCAAUCCGCCCAGCGAAAGAACGUUCCGCCGCUGGAUUAACUGGGGAAGCAAAUUUUCCACGGUUGCGUCUGGAGGCACGGUAUAUUUACUUGCUAUCAUUGCCUUCGCACGUUUGCAUGAGGAACUAGGCAAAGCCCUGGAGGAUUUUCCGUGUCAUUUGGCAAACGUGCUUCGAUGUCCUGACCCAGACACAGCAUGCGGCAAGCAAAUCCUUACGAGAAUCAUCCCAUCGAUUGCUCAACUGCGUCAACGCGUCGCCCUUCGAUACGACACGCUGUUUCCUCCAAGCACUCUCAAGGAGCUGGAGCUGACCACCGACUUCAUUCUGUGCUCCGACGUUGAACAAUCAGAUAAGGUAUUUGGAUCUCUAAGCCUAAACGCAUUCGCCGCCGUGGACAGGGAUGCUGAGGCUUGGAUGCCGUGUCUGAUACCUACCAGUGGCCAUGACGUCCUAUGUCUGACGUCCGCCAGCCAAAAGCUGCUCUGCUCCCAAGGGGAUGUGCACAUGGACCCACCAUCACCCUUGACGGUCAUCGACUCCUGGGAUGUAGAGAAUAUUGGUAUCUUGGACGACCCCGAGCAGUCCGCAUCCUCGUUCCACGUAGUAGCUCCUUCGAUGCUGCUCAAGACCGGUUUCUCUUUACGGCAUGAAGAGCAUCAGGCGCACCCUGUCCCGACGGACCCGAAGGAUGCUUAUGCAUGGACGGAGAGGCAGCGGGAGGCUGCGGCCGAAGCAGAGCAGCCCGGGAGUGUUGAAGACCUGAAUCAAUGGAUGUCCGCAUUAUACCAGGAUGGCCGACGCAUGGAUACUUCGUCGUACAUCAGAUUAGACCCUGGAAUCUUGAGUCAACCUCUGCAGAUCGUCGACUGUGAUGGGGGCCUGAUUACAUGUCUGUUCCCGAACAUGCCAGAUCACCUUCGUAAUACGUUGACGGCCAACGUAAUGGCAUGUUUGGAAGGGCAUAAUAUCAACCUGGAAGACAUGUGCUCUGCGUCUGAUGGCGACAAGUAUACCUUCCCAGUUCUGCACUUCUCAUGGUACAACAGGCAUGGUAUGCGAGGCCAUGAAGUGCCAGAAGAGGCGCAUCCGUUGCUCGUAGGGAAAGCGGAUAAUACACGCAUGAAUUACAGUCAACUGCUUCCCUACCAGUCGAGCGAUACAAGGAAAUAUCAAGAUAUCUACGACAACAUGCAGACCGUGCUUGAGAGCGUGUUCGAGUUCAUGGCAGAACAAAUCAAGGCCGUACUGCCCAACCACUAUGCGAAUCUUGAAAUGGAUGCGGAGGUCUUGCCUGGGAAUGCAUGCUCAAUCGUGCAUCCCUUCCUCUCCCUGGUCAUCAACCUCAACGUCUCCACCCUUGCUCAC
Fomitopsis serialis is the source of this 1533-nucleotide messenger RNA. RefSeq lists its product as uncharacterized. The transcript is spliced from 9 exons. The record is from RefSeq and is a predicted model, not a curated record. Lineage: Eukaryota; Fungi; Basidiomycota; Agaricomycetes; Polyporales; Fomitopsidaceae. The annotation marks the transcript as partial.